This is a messenger RNA of Camponotus floridanus (Florida carpenter ant), 2468 nucleotides long. RefSeq names its product ATP-binding cassette sub-family B member 10, mitochondrial. Gene Ontology annotation, molecular function: ATP binding; ATP hydrolysis activity; ABC-type oligopeptide transporter activity. Gene Ontology annotation, biological process: transmembrane transport. NCBI's taxonomy places the organism in Eukaryota, Metazoa, Arthropoda, Insecta, Hymenoptera, Formicidae. The transcript is spliced from 3 exons. The record is from RefSeq and is a predicted model, not a curated record. The coding region runs from base 439 to 2403 and encodes 654 amino acids. Gene Ontology annotation, cellular component: membrane.
GACGUGACGUCACUGCCCUGAAUUUCAUAAUCGUCGAUCACUUGAGCGAAAUUUUACAUAAAUUUUUCAAUCGACACUUCGCUCAAUUUUGCACAAGAAAUAUCUCGCAUUUAUCAGUAAAUAUAUGUAAAGCAUGCAAUUACAAACUUUAACAACAUGCUAUAAUUAGCCCAUAAUUAACCUACAAAUGAGACAAUCGAUAUCAAUGAGGCAUCAGAAAUCAAAACUUAUUGCUGAAAAUUAUUUUAAAAGAAUUAGUCAUACUUUUCUCAAAUGCAUAGCUACGUAUUCUGAUGUAUUUUUUAAGGUUGUAAUUUCUAGGUUAGUCAGAACCGAAGACUGACUCUCGCGAGAGAUUACUCUAUUAACAAUUGUUUACGUAUUCAUUAUUCACAAAAUCUGCAUGUCACAUCGCGUGAUAAUUAAAUUGCUCAUAAUAUGACGCUUCUCUGGAAAUUAUUGACUAAUCCUGAUAUCCUGCGAAAAUCAGGAUGUUGCGGCGUCAGGGUAUCAUCACGAAAAUUAUUUGGCUCGAGCUUGACAAGACAGAACUUUAGAAUAUCAAGGAAAGGACGUAUAUUUAUUGAAUUGAGACAUCAUACGUCCAACGUUAUCGGAUCCGACACUUCGAUAUCCAUCGUACGUUCGCUUAAGACGAAAAAAAGUUCAGAGUUGAAGAACCUAAUUUUGCUAGCUGCACCUGAAAAAUGGACCCUGAUAAAAGCCAUCGCAUUUCUGCUCGUAUCCUCCAGUGUAACCAUGGCUGUGCCAUUUUGUUUCGGCAAAGUGAUAGACGUUAUCAACACUAUGGAAAAAAAAAACAUGAAAGAAGAACUCAAAAAGCUAACGCUUGCUCUCUUUGUAGUAUUUCUCAUAGGUGGUGUGAGUAACUUUAGUAGGGUUUACUUAAUGUCUGCAGCAGGACAUCGAAUUACACAGUCUCUGAGAAAAAAAGCAUACGCUGCGAUUCUACGACAGGAAACAGCAAUGUUUGACAAAGAAAGUACAGGAGAACUAGUUGGUAGAUUAAGCGGAGAUACGCAACUUAUUAGUUCUGCAGUUACAUCUAAUGUAUCUGAUGGUUUACGCUCCGCUAUUAUGGCCAUUACAGGAGUCUCCAUGAUGUUUUAUGUAUCACCAUCACUCGCUUUGCUCGGCUUAGCUAUAGUACCACCUGUCGUAAUCAUUGCUGCUAUUUGGGGACGUGUCUUGAGAAAAAUAUCCAAGGAUCUACAGAGUAGUUUUGCAGUGCUCAACACUACUGCGGAAGAAAGAAUUAGUAAUAUAAGAACAGUUAAAGCAUUUGCGCAAGAAAAACGUGAAAUUGAUAGAUAUAAUACUAAGCUACAAGAUGUUUUGAGUCUAUGUUACAAGGAGAGUUUCUAUAGAGGAAUGUUUUUCGGUAUGACUGGUCUUUCUGGGAAUGCUAUUAUUCUGUCGGUUCUUUAUAAUGGAGUAUUUAUGGUUUCAAACUCUGAUAUAACAAUUGGAAGCCUAAGCGCCUUUCUAUUAUAUGCGGGAUACGUGGGGAUAUCUCUAAACGGAUUAUCUUCAGCAUACAGUGAGUUAAAUAAGGCUCUAGGAGCAAAUGCUCGUCUAUUCGAGUUGAUCAAUCGACAGCCGCUUAUUCCUAUCCAGGGUGGACAAAUAUUAGAGAAGGAAUUGUCGGGCAACGUGACGUUUCAAAACGUUUUCUUUGCUUAUCCAACACGAAAAACGAUACAUGUAUUGAAAGGCUUUGAUUUAAAUAUAGAAAAAUGUUCUGUGACAGCUAUCGUCGGUUCCUCUGGUUCUGGAAAAUCUACCGUGGCAUCACUUUUAUUAAGACUGUACGAUCCUACCAAAGGAUCGAUACUCUUGGAUAAUCACAAUCUUCGACUGCUCGAUCCUACAUGGGUAAAAUCACAAAUUAGUAUUGUAUCCCAAGAACCAAUUCUUUUUAGUGGCUCGAUAAAGGAUAAUAUAUUAUAUGGAACGGAAUCUGCGACAGAUGCCGAUAUAGAGGAAGCCGCAAAACAAGCGCACGUGUUACAAUUUACAGAAAAAAUGACGGAUGGAUUAGAUACAAUAGUCGGGGAAAGAGGUAUUGCGCUUAGUGGCGGGCAACGUCAGAGAGUCGCCAUUGCCAGAGCAUUAAUAAAGAAACCAAAAAUUUUAAUAUUGGAUGAAGCAACCAGUGCCUUAGAUGCGGAAAGCGAAUAUUUCGUUCAGAAAGCAUUAGAACAUGCUAUUCGUGGCAGGACGGUAAUAACGAUUGCUCAUAGACUUAGUACAAUAAAAAACGCCGAUAAAAUUGUUGUACUCGAUGGAGGACAAGUGGCGGAAACCGGAACUUAUAGCGAAUUAAUGAGCUUGGAGUAUGGCUAUUUUAAAAAAUUAGUGAAACAUCAAACAUUUGCAUAAAACAUGUACAAAAAUUAAUACUAAACGAGUAAUUAUAUAUCCCUUGAUGUCUUUUUUAUAUAUAG